Prorocentrum cordatum is the source of this 1585-nucleotide messenger RNA. The record is from the annotation of a GenBank genome assembly. NCBI's taxonomy places the organism in Eukaryota, Dinophyceae, Prorocentrales, Prorocentraceae.
UGCCAUCCUUCUCCAUCUCUCCGCUGGGCGCAUUCGAGGUUCUUGGCGGCCUGCAACGCACGAUCGUGUCUUGCUGCAUCGGCAUCUGACAGGUCGUAACACUUCGCUCGCGCUGCCUCCUGAAAGUAUGCGCGAUCCUGAGACUGGCAGCCCUUGUGCUUCACCUCCCAGAACCGCAAGUCCAAGUCUCGGACUCCCCGCCAGCACAGCAUCCCCAGGGACGUUGCCGCCGACAAGGUGGCGCAUCGCGGAGCUCGCCGCGGAGAGGGGGGUCGGAAGGGAGACGAGCGAGGGAUCAGGGCGGGGCCCCCGACGACCUGCCGGCCAUAUGUGCAAGACGCACGCGGGAAACCGAGGCAAAAAGACGGCACGGCGGCACGGCGGCCGGCGGCCCCGCGGUCUGUAGCGAGCGCCCCGUCGCCAGGGCGCGCGGGGCAGGGAACAGGGACGGAGGAGGAGGGAGCCAGGAGAGGGGGCAGGAGGGAGGGGGACAGGAGAUCCUGACGGCCGCUGGGCGGAGGACGACGGCGCGCUUCUGCCGCGCAGCUGCCUCCACGACGCGGGCGCCGGGGGAGGUUGCCUCGCAGCGCGGGGCGGGGGAUCAUUUCGCUCACCAUGCGGUUGCGUCCUCCCCCCCCCCGCCGCGGCCGCGUCCGAGAGGUGCGCGUCGUCAACGCCUCCCCAGCCAGGCUGACUCGCCACCCUCUCCACUUGAGAGCGGUCCAGCGCCGCCCGAGCGCCCGCGCGAACGGUGCGCCGCAGGCCGGCGCGGGCGCCGCACGGGGCGGGGCCACCGCGGCAGGCGGCAGCGACGCCGUGGACCACCGGCUGGUUUUAAGCUGGUUGCCCGUGGUGUCAGCGCUGGGAGGACACGCCCGACAGAAGGCUGGUUGCCAGUGGUGGCAGCGAUGGGAAGGCGCCGGGCUGCCGCGAGACCGGGCGGGCGCGAGCGCGGCCGCUGCCCGCGAGAGCGCCCCCGCCCAUAGGCGCGGCGGCCGCGCGGUGGCCGGCGGCCCAGGCCGUGAGGGCACGGCCCCGGCAGCGGCGCGGGCCGGGGCGGGGCACGCGCGGCUUGGGCACGCACCGUCGGCGACGGCGCCUGCCAGACUGGCUGGGGUAGGGGGCCGGGCCACACAGAGGACGCACGCGCCCAGCUAUGCACAGGAGCACGGCCCCUCGAUCCGCGAGACUGGCCGCGCGAGACGAACAUUCGGGCAACUAGGGGUCCACAUGCGAGGAGGAGGAGGAGAGGAAGGAGGAGGCGGAAGGCCCCCGGGCGGCAGCGCCGCGUCGGGCCCGCACGGGCGCGGGCCGGAGAGGCCGCGCGGGGGCCGCGGGGGGCUCCGCCCAGCGGCGGGUCGAGCAGGCGGCAGCGCCCUCGCCGAGGGGCCCGCGGCGCCGCGCGCGCGCGGAGGGGGGGCGCGCCGGGCCCUGGGGCCUCGGGCGGGGGGGUGCUAGAAAAGAGGAGGGAGGAAGCGGCGGAGCCUCAGAGCGAGGCCGAGAGGAGGGCACAGCCUCGGAUACAGCGGCCCGCUCAAACACGGGCAUGGAGGGAAGACAGAGGAAGGAGGAGCAAGAAGCGAGA